This is a messenger RNA of Ciona intestinalis (vase tunicate), 2434 nucleotides long. NCBI's taxonomy places the organism in Eukaryota, Metazoa, Chordata, Ascidiacea, Phlebobranchia, Cionidae. The record is from RefSeq and is a predicted model, not a curated record.
AAAAUAACUAAAAAGGUAAUAAAAACACAGUUUUGUUGCAUUUUACUUAUAAAUGCGUAUGCUUGAGUUUAAUAUGUAUAUUUAUAUAUGAUAAGAAAGUCUAGAAGUUAAGAUAGAACGCAAAAAACGAAAUGUUAAACCAAAAAGAAGCAGUUUCAAUACUGACUGCGUUCUCGCAAAAUACCGCCGAUUCAGCAGCAGUUUCACUAAAGUUGGCACGAGCUACUAAGUCUGAGCGAAAGAAACAUAUAAAAAACGAAGAAGCAACUGCAGAGAAGUUAAUAAGUGCUGUGUUGGAGAUAUCAAGACAUUGGAGGGGUUUUGCAUGCAGGAAAUUCCUUCGUGGUCUCUUCGUUAGUCACGAUGAUAAAAUAAAAGAGAAACAGAAACCCCCCCAAGCCAUAGAAAUACAAAACUCAUCGUCAGUUUUACUGGGCGUCGAACAGUCACAACAAAGUGUUGAUUCUGUUCAUCCACCAAACACACCUGAGGUUCAAGAACCAACCCCAGAAAAAGUAAAGCCUCCAAAAUGUCGGGUGAUUUCAAACAAAUCUGAUGCAGCAAGCGUGAUACAACGCUCGUGGAGAAGACACAUUGACAUGCAAGUGUUCCGAUAUUAUCGCGACUUAAUCAACUUUCGUGGCCAUGGAGAUCCAGCUCUAAUGCUUAAAUGCAUCAACCCUAAUGAAUCAAAACUAUUGGAUUCGGCAGCUGGUGUUCAUGUGAGGUUUAGGCUUGCUGGGGAAAAGUUUCCCCCAAACAUCUACUACAAGAUCUUCACCCAUAGACCAGUAGUUGACAUGUGUGCUAACAGCCCUAAAGAUUAUACAAAGAUUGAAGCAAAAGUUCCUGUUGGAAAGCAAGUUCAUAAUAAAACAUUAUCACUUAACACAACCAACACCAAGGAAGGUUGGUACGUGAGGCAUGAAAACAAUGGCUGGAGACUCGUGUCAGAUCGACUUAUUCAUUCCUCCAUGGACCCAGUUACUUGGCAAACCUCGAAGAAAACGGUCGAUUUCCACCACACGAGGGUGCAACGACAAGCGGAUGUUGACCACCGGAGGCGCAAGAGGAAGAUUGAGUGGAUGAGGAAGAUGUAUAAAGAUGGAAUGUUGCACGCACGAGAAACCGACCAGGAGACGAGUGACUUGGUUGAUCGAGCAGCAACAGGAUUGGUCAACACUGUUGAUGCAAGGGGGACGGAAGCUGUUAUGGAAUGGGAGGUGGAUGAGUUACUACAAUGGACCACAGCCCUCAACUUUGAUGAUUACCUUGAAGUGUGGAAGGAAGCGGCAACAAGCAACGUUUCAGAGAAAACGACCUCUAACCUACGCCAUAAUACUGUUUCUAUGUCUGAGCAAGCACGAGGGGUCAUGACCUUUGACCCCUACUCCAUGACCCGUGGUUCCUCUGACCUCCUGACCCCACACAAGGGUAUCAAUAAAGGGGAUUCUCCCCAACUUACACGAAGCAAGUAUAUGGUACCCUUGAUUGACGCGUCAUAACGCGACCAUUGUUACAUAUACUGCACUUUAAAUCUCUCUUAUUACAUCAUAGUUUUAAUACUGACUGCAUAAAUGCCACUGUUUUUCUAUAAAAGCAAACAAACGAUAUCUUAGCAUAAAAUUUCUUUUCGCUUAUAAGAUAUCAUGUGGGUAAUGGGCCCACUCUGGGCCUAUGGCCAUAUAUCUCAAAGUCCUAUGGCGUGCCUUGCUGUAGGACCUCACCAAUAUAGAAUGAAAUUGUAAUAUUAGAUGUCAUAGUUCAAUGACAUCAAAACUAUUCGAUUGUGAUGUCAUAUAGACAACUAUAACAUACCAACUGCCCACUGUGGAUAAGUUUUUCAACAGUUUGUUAUAAUUAUCAACAGUUUGUUAUAACAUUGUAUUCUGAUUUCCGACUACAUAGAAACACCAUUUCUAACACACAGAAAAGAAAUUUAACGGAUGAAUGGUUAUGUAAAUUAGGACUAAAUUAUCAGGAAACAAAUUUGUAACCACCAAGAAAAUGAAUAAUUUUAAAAUAUGGUGCAAACUUUUCCAUGUUUGAACCUGUAGUUAAUUGAUUAUUUUUAUCAUUGUUAAACUGUGUUUGAAUUUUUUUGUGCCCUAACAAGGCGUUCUUGAAUUUUGCUUCACUCUUGGUAUUCUGGUGGCUUCUGGUCAUGCAAAUCUGGAUCAGACUGGUUUAAUCCAGUUGGAACCGGUUUGUGGCAGCAUUUGUCACACCAAUCAGGUUGGGCUGGAAUGUAACCUGUUGAUUGAAUGAAUGUAGUUGGAGAUGAAGGGUUUUGAUAUAAUGUUGCCAUUUAAUAUUGUGAAUAUGUGACAUAAACAUAAAUGUUGUUUGUCUCUUUGAUGCGAAAAUUAAACUAAUUAAAACAAUGAAGAGAAGAGAACUGCCAUUAAAAAUUAUUGGAAGAAAAUGCCAAAAA